Messenger RNA from Tachysurus vachellii, 2319 nucleotides. Its product is annotated as GTPase IMAP family member 7-like. NCBI's taxonomy places the organism in Eukaryota, Metazoa, Chordata, Actinopteri, Siluriformes, Bagridae. The transcript has a single exon. The record is from RefSeq and is a predicted model, not a curated record. Gene Ontology annotation, molecular function: GTP binding. Bases 557 to 1471 code for a protein of 304 amino acids.
UAGUGCAAACAACUAAUUUGAAUUAGUAGUGACAACAUUUUUUUUUUAAAAUGACAAAGAAUAAGUAAUGACCAUGUUUCAUUGACACAAAAUCUGGGUUUAGAGUGUAUAAUGGUCUGAGGAUGGUGUGACAGGUCAGGGCCUGGGGGACUAUAAUCUGUAGAACAAUAAAUUCUGCUCUCUAGAAGAAAAUCCUGAAGAAUGUCUGUUAUCAGCUGGUGAUCUGAAGCUCAAGAACAUGAGAGUUAUCACAAAACCACGAUCCAAAGAAGAGAUGUUGACCUUAGAUAAAUACAGGUGAAAUGUGGUACAAGCAGUUAUUGUGUUUAGGGGCAAUUACUUUUUCCACAGGGCUGAUAAAGGUAUAUAAAAUAAUAGAACUCUUAUUUUUUCAAUAAAAUAAUUACAAUUUAAAAACUGACUUUUACAUGGCAAUUGUUCAGAGAAAACAAAAUAACAAAAAUAAAAUAUUGAAUCAAAUGAAAUCUCUGGAUCAGAUUACUGUCACAGUUUAAAGGAUGAAUUCUUCUCUUUAUCUCCAGUGUCCACACUGAGGAUGGUGCUGGUGGGGAAAACUGGAGCUGGUAAAAGUUCUUCAGGAAACACCAUCCUGGGCAGGAAAGUCUUCAUAGCCGCAAAGAGUGGAUCAUCCAUAACUAAAGUGUGCUGGAAGGAGACUGGAGAUGUAGCUGGGAGGGAGCUGGUGCUGGUGGACACUCCUGGACUGUUUGAUACUGAACUUUCUGAGAAAGCGCUGAAACAGGAGAUCAGUAAGUGCAUUAACAUGAUGGCUCCAGGACCACACGCCAUCAUCCUGGUGAUCUCACUCGGCCCCUUCACCGAGGAGGAACGUCUCUCAGUGGAGAAGAUCAGAGCACUUUUUGGAGAAGAAGCAGAUAAACACACCAUGAUCCUCUUUACACAUGGUGAUGACCUGAGCUGCAUGAUUAAAGAGUACCUCAGAAGCGCUAACGAGCCCCUCAAAGACCUGAUUAGACGAUGUGGACAGAGAUAUCAUGUCUUUAACAAUAAAGACGUCCAGGACCGCACACAGGUUGUGGAGUUCUUGGAGAAAGUAGACAGCAUGAUUUUAGCCAAUAAUAAUGAGUUCUACACCAGUGAGAUGUACAGAGAGGUGGAACAGAGGCUGAAGAUAAGGGAAGAUGAACUGAGGAAGUUCUACGAGCAGAAACUACAUGAGCAACAACUGGAACUAGAGGCCAAAUUUCAGGAAGAAAAGAGGAAACUGCAGGAGAACCUCGAUGUCUUAAAAGAAUCUGUAGAAGAGAAGGAGAAGAAGAUCAAACAGCUGCAGCAUCUGGUCACCCGGAAUAACCAAAUACUGACCGAGUAUAAAAGAUAUUAUGAGCACAAACUUAAUGCAGUGAGACAGGAAGCAGAACAAAGUCAGUUCAGUGAGGAAAUACUGAAACGUGUCUUGCACAAGCUCAAAUGCUGGAGUGAAAAAUAAUCUGCACUGAUGUUAUAGAAUCUAUAGAAAUGACACUGAAGUGACUGAAUAAAUGAACAUGUUUAUACCUUAUGACUGUGAACUUAUUGAGAAAUCAGUAACUGAACAUUGUUUUAGAUUCCAGCUGUUUUUAUUAUCUUCACACAUACAUUACAGCACAGUGGAAUGUUUUUCUUCACAUAUUCAUAUAUGCACAUGCUUUCUCCAUGUGGUCUUUGAGGACAACAACCUCCUCAUCAAUACAACAUUUAUCAGACUGUAUAUUUAUAAUCACACCCCCAGUGUCACCCAGAUGAGGAUGAGGUUCCCCUUUGAGUCUGGUUCCUCUCAAGGUUUCUUCCUUUACCAUCUAAGGGAGUUUUUCCUCCCCACAGUCACCUGAGUCACCUCAGACUUGUUCAUUGGGGAUAAAUACAAACACAUUUAAAUAUAUCUAAUAUUAAUCUUUGUAUUAUAUUAAUCUUUGUAUAAUGAACAUUUUGUGCUACGUUUUUUAUGUUCUGUAAAGCUGUCCAUUGUUAAAAUCACUGUACACAUGAAUUUGAAUUGAGUUAAAUUCUUGUGGUUUAUGUUUAAUUACUCAAAUAAAUGAAUCUUGUGAGAUGAUACAGAAAUGUUUGCUAUUUCACUUUAAUUCAGACAGUUAAUAAACAGUGGGCAUCAGUGAUUAUAGUUUUGCAGCAGUUUCUGGUUUCAGUCCUGAUCUGGUGUCAGAUGAGGGUCUGUGUGGAGUUUGACAUGUUCUCAGCUCCUUCAGUUCAUGGGUUGUUUGGAAAUGUCAGGAUUGUGUUCAGUUCUGUCUGAAAUGUACCUGUACAUAAGAGAACAGAGUUCCUGCAGGAGUAAAG